AUGGAAUCCUCUCCUGAACCGCCCUCUAGCCCUCCGCAUGAGGAUUCAGAAGAUAGUCCAUGGGCCUCUCCAGCUAAGCCUCGCAAAGGUCGAGGCCCUCGCCCCAUUGCAGGUGCCCUUGGAUCCUCUGAUGAUGAGCCGGCGCGUAUCUCUAUGAGAAAGGUUAGGCUUGCCCCCCGUCGCUCUGCCAGAAUUGCCGAAAAAUUACAAAACCUAUCUUCAUCUCAAGACGAGACUCCUGCUGAAGAACAUGUCUUAAAGCAAGGAGACGACGACACCAAAAGCCCUCACACCUCUAACAAGGAGAUUCGCGUCACCACUCCACCUGCUACCAGUCCAGCUGCCAACGCGGAAGAUAACCUCACCAUCGCUUCGACUGCGACCAGUCAGGUUGCCGAUAUCGAGGACAAUAUUGCCAUCGCUCCACCGGCUGAAGAAGCAUCCACUACCAAUGCUCUCGAAACCGUCCACGACGACAGUUUCUCCGACACAUCGGACACUGGAACUGAAUGGGAUGCUGGCCAGUAUGGUGUUUUUGACCCAGAUGACAAGGACUUUGUUGGUCACAGUUACGACGGCGAUAUUUGGACCUGCCCCUUCGCCUUCAGGGACUACAUCCUGGAAGCUGCCAUGUUUGAGUGUAACGAGCGAAAGUUCCGACACCAUCUUCAGGAUUGUCUGCGUGGCUCGGCACGCGAGUGGUAUGACAAGGAACUAGAUGACCAGGAGCGCCGAGAGCUCCGCCACGGCUUUCUCGAAGAUUGGCUCAGCAAUCUUGUCUGGAGAUUCCGUCCUGACCCGGUAAUCACUUUCGAGCUACUGGAAUCCAAUCCAUGGACUUGGGAAUCGGUGCGGAAGAACAUGGACAUUGAAGACUGGCUGCUAGCUCAAUACGCCCACACUGAGGCUCAUGGCGGUCGUGAGAAUGAGAGACUGCAGUUUAUUUGGGAGACCAUGAGUCCAGAAAUGCGAUGUGAUGUGCCGGAGCCCGAGGGUUGUACUACCUACCAAGAUUUCCUCAAGGAUCUGGUGCGAGCGAACGAGCAGUGGCGUAAGGAUGCUGCCGAGGAUAACACUCAGGAUGGACCACCGAAGAAGAAGAUGCGCCAGGGCAUUUGA
This is a messenger RNA of Penicillium oxalicum, 1119 nucleotides long. RefSeq lists its product as uncharacterized. The transcript has a single exon. The record is from RefSeq and is a predicted model, not a curated record. Bases 1 to 1119 code for a protein of 372 amino acids. Lineage: Eukaryota; Fungi; Ascomycota; Eurotiomycetes; Eurotiales; Aspergillaceae.